This is a messenger RNA of Ambispora leptoticha, 495 nucleotides long. Lineage: Eukaryota; Fungi; Glomeromycota; Glomeromycetes; Archaeosporales; Ambisporaceae. The record is from the annotation of a GenBank genome assembly.
AUGUCGACAACGGGAACCUCGCGAGUCAAAAGAAAAGGUAGUUCACUACUGCAAACACCAAACGAAAAAGGCGCUAAGGAUGACAACACAACAGGAACUCCGCGAGCCAAAGAGAAAGGUAGUUCACUACUGCAACCGUCAAACGAAAAAGGCACUAAGGGUGGCAACACAACAUGGGUCUUGACGAUAUUGUUCUCACCGUACAAAACCUAUGAUUAUCAUAUCAAAACUCGCAGCUUCGUCUCCAAGAAACUCGCUCAAGAAGCAAUGAAAAGAGUAGCGCAACGCAUAUACAAAAAAUCGAUCAACCAGGAAGGUAAUGACAUAUACUUUAAAGAAAGCUCGAGGGAGAUAAAAUUUGGAGAAAGAUUGAAUACUGAUGAUUAUAGGAGAGAUUUCGGUUUCUGUAAAAUUGAACCCACUAAAGUAGAAGACGAAGAAAGUGGGGAAGACGUGCCAUCAGGUAUAGAUGACGCAGGCGAAGAUGAAGAUUGA